CAGGUGAACAAAAACCAAGUGUUACAAAUUACAGAAGUUAAUAAACCAACAUACCCAUCCUUAAGACUACUGCUUUCAUUAGAAAUGUCAAUCAGCAGUCUUCAUCGUGUGCCUGUCAUUAGACCAGAUUUAAAAUCAGAAGUAUCUGUGAGUGAUGUUCAAGAAAUGAAAGAAAUUGUGGAACCUUUAAAUAUCAAUCAGUUUGUUAAAUCUUGGCAUUUGGAAGAACCCAAGGAAGCUCCUAUUGGUAAAAAGCCAUUCAAGUGUCUAGUUUGUCACAAAGAAUUUUUUUUUUAUUCAGGUAUAAAAGAACAUAUACUGCUUCACAUUGUUGACAAACCAUUUAAAUGUGACAUGUGUCAGAAAACGUUUUCUAGAUUUCCACUUAUCCGAAGUCAUAUUCUUGUGCAUGCAGGUGAAAAACCAUUUAAAUGUGAAAUUUGUCUCAAAACAUUUUCUUUCUCUGCCAAUUUAAAAACACACCAUUUAACUCAUACAGGUGAAAAACCAUUUAAAUGUCACAUAUGUCAAAAAGGUUUUAUUAAAUCUUCAGACUUAAAAAGACACUUUCUUGUGCAUACUAGUGAAAAAACAUUUAAAUGUCAAAUAUGUUUCAAAGAAUAUACAAACUUUUUAAAUUUAAAAAUGCACCGAUUAGAUCAUGCAGGUGAAAAACCAUUUAAAUGUCACAUAUGUCAAAAAGGAUUUGUUAAAUCUUCAAACUUAAAAAGACACUUUAUUAUGCAUACAGGUGAAAAGCCAUUUAAGUGUCACAUAUGUUUUAAAACAUUUCCUUUAUCUAUCUAUUUAAAAAAACACCAAUUAAAUCAUGCUGCUGAAAAACCAUUUAAAUGUCACAUAUGUCAAAAAGGUUUUAUUACCUCUUCAGACUUAAAAAGACACAUUCUUGUGCAUACUGGUGAAAAACCAUUUAAAUGUCAAAUAUGUCAAAAAGGUUGUAUUACCUCAACAGACUUAAAAAGACACUUUCUUGUGCAUACUGGGGAAAAACCAUUUAAAUGUCAAAUAUGUCUCAAAGAAUAUACAACUUCUUCACAUUUAAAAACACACCAAUUAGCUCAUACAGGUGAAAAACCAUUUAAAUGUCACAUAUGUCAAAAAGGUUUUAUUACCUCUUCAGAGUUAAAAAGACACUUUCGUGUGCAUACUGGUGAAAAAACAUUUAAAUGUCAUAUAUGCCCAAAACAUUUUCUUCAUCUGCCUAUUUAAAAACAAAACACCAAUUAAAUCAUGCUGUUGAAGAAACAUUUAAAUGUCAUAUAUGUCACAAAGGUUUUGCUUCCACUUCAAGACUAAAAGCGCACCACAUUGUUCAUUCGAGUGAAAAAAUAUAUAAAUGUCA
Molecule: messenger RNA, 1363 nt
Organism: Biomphalaria glabrata
Lineage: Eukaryota; Metazoa; Mollusca; Gastropoda; Planorbidae
Product: gastrula zinc finger protein xLCGF3.1-like
Exons: 2
Coding region: 85-1230 (381 amino acids)
Biological process (GO): regulation of transcription by RNA polymerase II; central nervous system development
Cellular component (GO): nucleus
Molecular function (GO): RNA polymerase II cis-regulatory region sequence-specific DNA binding; DNA-binding transcription factor activity, RNA polymerase II-specific
Source: RefSeq, a predicted model, not a curated record